AUGACUGAGGCCAUGGCAUCUUCAACAAACUUAGAUGUUGGGGCCCAGUUAAUUGUAGAAGAAUGUGCCACUAGCUACAGCCUUUCACCCAUGCCAGACAUUAAAGUGGAGCAUCAGCUUGACUCUAGCACAGAGGAAGGCCCAGCUCAGAGUGUUGCCAUGGGAAUGAAAUUCAUUUUGCCAAAUAGAUUUGAUAUGAACGUUUGCUCACGAUUUGUGAAAUCUUUGAACGAGGAGGACAGUAAAAAUAUUCAAGACCAAGUUAACUCUGACCUUGAAGUGGCAUCCGUCUUAUUUAAAGCUGAAUGCAACAUCCACACUUCUCCUUCCCCCGGUAUCCAAGUAAGACAUGUUUAUACUCCAUCAACUACUAAGCAUUUCUCACCAAUAAAACAAUCAACUACCCUCACUAACAAACACAGGGGAAAUGAAGUCUCUACUACACCUCUGCUUGUGAACUCUUUGUCAGUUCAUCAGCUGGCUGCUCAAGGAGAAAUGUUGUACCUGGCCACACGUAUUGAACAAGAAAAUGUAAUCAAUCAUAAGGAUGAAGAAGGAUUUACCCCUCUAAUGUGGGCUGCAGCUCAUGGACAGAUAGCAGUGGUGGAAUUUCUCCUUCAGAAUGGUGCAGAUCCCCAGAUUUUGGGAAAAGGGCGAGAAAGUGCCCUCUCACUGGCUUGCAGUAAAGGAUACACAGAUAUUGUCAAAAUGCUACUUGACUGUGGAGUUGAUGUCAAUGAAUAUGACUGGAAUGGAGGCACACCUCUACUGUAUGCAGUACAUGGGAAUCAUGUGAAGUGCGUAAAAAUUCUCCUUGAAAGUGGUGCUGAUCCAACUAUUGAAACAGAUGCUGGCUGUAAUUCCAUGGAUUUGGCUGUAGCCUUGGGCUAUCGGAGUGUUCAACAGGUUAUUGAGUCUCAUUUAUUAAGGCUACUUCAAAAUAUCAAGGAAUAA
Indicator indicator is the source of this 954-nucleotide messenger RNA. It is a transcript of the gene ANKRA2, whose product is annotated as ankyrin repeat family A member 2. Gene Ontology annotation, cellular component: nucleus. Gene Ontology annotation, biological process: regulation of gene expression. The record is from RefSeq and is a predicted model, not a curated record. Gene Ontology annotation, molecular function: protein binding. The coding region runs from base 1 to 954 and encodes 317 amino acids. Lineage: Eukaryota; Metazoa; Chordata; Aves; Piciformes; Indicatoridae. The transcript has 8 exons.